CUCGGCGGGCGCGGCGGGUGCAGUGCCGGCGCGGCGCCGCAGGGGCGCUGCCGAGCAGCGGAGCGCAGCCUGGCCUCGGCGCUGCGGGGCGCGCUGGCGAUCACAGCGCUCUGCACCGCGCUGGCCGAGCCCGCCUGGCUGCGCAUCCACGGCGGCACCUGCGCCCGCCAGGAGCUGGGCGUGGCCGACGUGCUGGGCUUCGUGCAGCCCGAGCUGCUGCGAGAUUUCUGCAUGAACCCGCAGACGGUGCUGCUGCUCCGGGUCAUCGCUGCUUUCUGCUUCCUGGGCAUCCUGUGCAGCCUGGGCGCGUUCCUGCUCGACGUCUUCGGGCCCAAACACCCGGCCCUGAAAAUCACCCGGCGCUACGCCUUCGCCCACAUCCUCACAGUCCUGCAGUGCGCCACGGUGAUCGGGUUCUGCUACUGGGCCUCGGAGCUGCUCCUGGCGCAGCAGCAGCAGCACAAGAAGUACCACGGCUCCCAGGUGUUCGUCACCUUCGCCGUCAGCUUCUACCUGGUGGCCGGCGCGGGCGGCGCCUCCAUCCUGGCCACGGCGGCCAACCUGCUGCGGCACUACCCCAGCGAGGAGGAGGAGCAGGCCCUGGAGCUGCUCUCCGAGAUGGAGGAGGCCGAGCCCUACGGGCCCGACUACGAGGUGGUCAACCAGUUCCAGCCGCCGCCCGCCUACACGCCCUGAUGGCGGCCGGCGCCGCGGUGGCCGCCGCGGUGGCGCUCA
Camarhynchus parvulus is the source of this 735-nucleotide messenger RNA. It is a transcript of the gene TMEM127, whose product is annotated as transmembrane protein 127. The annotation marks the transcript as partial. The transcript is spliced from 3 exons. Gene Ontology annotation, cellular component: membrane. Gene Ontology annotation, biological process: negative regulation of TOR signaling; negative regulation of cell population proliferation. Lineage: Eukaryota; Metazoa; Chordata; Aves; Passeriformes; Thraupidae. The record is from RefSeq and is a predicted model, not a curated record.